AUGGUUGAAGAAAAGAAAGGGCCAGUUGCUAAGAAGGGCGCUAAGAAAGCGGUGAAGAGGGCGCCAGCGAAAGGCAGCAAGAAGAGGCGAAAGUCCAGGAAAGAAAGUUACUCCAUCUACAUCUACAAAGUGUUGAAGCAGGUUCACCCCGACACCGGGAUCUCCUCCAAGGCCAUGAGUAUCAUGAACUCGUUCGUCAAGGAUAUUUUCGAGCGUAUCGCAACUCUAUUGAAGGGCCGAAUGGCCGUCAGCGUUUCCGAUUCCUCAUCAGAUUCUGCAGAGGCCGAGGGAGGGAGUUACUACCGUGAGCCGGGAAUGAUCUCCAUUGGAGCUUCAUAA
Messenger RNA from Stegostoma tigrinum, 339 nucleotides. Its product is annotated as histone H2B-like. Bases 1 to 339 code for a protein of 112 amino acids. Gene Ontology annotation, molecular function: protein heterodimerization activity; structural constituent of chromatin; DNA binding. Gene Ontology annotation, cellular component: nucleosome. The record is from RefSeq and is a predicted model, not a curated record. Lineage: Eukaryota; Metazoa; Chordata; Chondrichthyes; Orectolobiformes; Stegostomatidae. The transcript is spliced from 2 exons.